Messenger RNA from Amoebophrya sp. A25, 1699 nucleotides. The record is from the annotation of a GenBank genome assembly. NCBI's taxonomy places the organism in Eukaryota, Dinophyceae, Syndiniales, Amoebophryaceae.
GUUCAUGGUCACGUUUUUUCUCUUGUUAUUCAAGAUUUUCGUGGAGAAUUUAUGGGCAAAGAAGUAUAGCUAAAUAAAAGUACUGGAAGUGAAUGCAAGCCUGCUUAUUUAGGUUUUUGCAAGAGAAGUUUGUUGCUGACAACAGAAGAGGUGAUGGAAAUGUGGCUUUUUGUUGUGCGUCAACACCAACCAACCCCUCAACAAAAUCUUACCCUGUGGAACGAAGGUGAGUCAAUUCUUAUCCCAGUAUUUUUACGCUCACUUAAUAUGGAAGGUGCGGCGCUCAUUUAAUAUAGCUCUAAAAAACCUUACCGCGUCUCUUCGUGGGGGUUCGACCGGUGACAUGUCAGGCCUCGACCAAAUUUUAUCCGCUCGGUUGCAACUGCAUGUGGAUAGACUGACUUUGCCGGUGAUGGAGAAGAAAACGGCACUUGUUGGGACCGAGGAAAUUUAUGGUCAACUGCUAGCUGUAUCUAUCUUUCUUAACAUGUCAUGUUGAAAACAGUGGAAAUUAAUUUGCCAUCCGUAGAGAACAAGAGGCAAGGAAUGAAUGAGAAAGGGUUAAAUAACGUUUAAUGAAUGAAUCUUCUAUCCAUAUCUUUCUCAGCAUGAUCUCACAUUUCUUAAUGAAUGAAUCUUUCUCAGCAUGAUCUCUUGUUUGGUAGAAGUAUGAGUAUCCCUCUGUAAUUGUAAGUAGUUCAUAUCGUGGAAUAAGAAAGAUGGAUCCAAGCUGAGUCUAAGAGAUGACCGAUUUUCGGGUUUUACGAUGGCCUAAUGGAAAGACGCGUUCUGAAGCAGAAGCAGCGACAACAGCAACAAGAAGGGCGGCUUGAGUGCAGAAACAGAAGAUGACUGCAGAUGCGACUCUAUGCCUAUGAAGACAGUAAGGCAGUCGAAUCUGUGCAGUCUUAACUCCUAUCUACUAGGUCCAUGAACCCGGCGACUUCAGAACUUCCUAUCUACUAGGUCUGACUAUAACAAUACAGCAGAGACAUCGAACAGUCCCGCUGCUAGAGAGUGACAUCUGGUUGGCGUGCUGUCUCUGUGUGACUCCGCAAUCGGUUUGAUUUUAUGUUUUAUAAGGGAGGCAGCAUUUAGGCCUAACUCAAAAAAGAAACGUAGACUACGUCCUUCAGGGAGAUACCACGCCGAAAGUACGCAGGUAGGUUUUGACUUAUCGGAACUCGCUCGCACUACAAAAAAGAAAGGGGCUCGCGAGACGAAUGGAAAUGGAGUCGCUAAGUCCCUAUCCCUUCAUACGAGUCUUGUUAGUUCUUGAGUUUAACUGACGCCACUCCUUCUAAGAGUUCUGUCUACUCAUAGUUAGCCUUGUGCGAUUUUCUGCUUCUAGUACGCUUUAUUUAGGUCGACUGCGUAGUACGUACUAACUUUAACUUAGUUGAUGCGUACUAACUUUGUUGCUAGUGCUAUUUUCUUAAUUUUUGUUCCUGGAACCUACCAGAACGAAGGCGUGAAAGAGUGUCGAAUGGACAGGUAGAACAUCUAGAAUUUUCCGCAAAUGCUGCCUCUAAAGUCUCUAGCAUCAAUUCUGGGGAAAUACGGAGGUUCAACAUAGUGACACUGGAUACUACUCCGCGUAUUGAUAAAGAAAUGAUAAUGAUAUUAACAAUCAAAUGACAAAUGGGAAAAAGUGAACACUUGCUUUUUUUGAGGUGGCUGAGGACAAACUAUCUUGGUG